AUGCAGUUCUAUCACGAGAUCAAAUUUUACCGGAGACUGGACGACUACCCUAUUCUAAUCCGUGAAGGAAUCAUCAUUCCUAUAGAUGCUGGCCCGGCUCCCGGAAACGGUUGCUUCGAUGUGGACGCGUCCGAGUUUCUUGUUUUAAUCGGCAAUGGUGCUAAAGCCAUUGUUUCAGAAGAUGUUGGAGACUACACGCCCAAUUCGAUGGCAGGCAACUUGCAACGGAAAUCCGUUGUCCACUUCAACCAGGCUGAAGGAACGCUGACUGCCGAGCCAAUCGACCGGCCCAUGAAAUUCCGUUUUUUGUCAUUGACAUCCAUUCCGGAUGACUUGAGAAUUUACUGUGACAGCAUCGACCGGACGAAGGAGGUUAAAAGGACCGUCGAAGAGGGCUGCCAGGUCCCUGGUCUCAUCAUUGUAUAA
Penicillium samsonianum is the source of this 426-nucleotide messenger RNA. Its product is annotated as CAZyme family GH31. The transcript has 2 exons. The coding region runs from base 1 to 426 and encodes 141 amino acids. NCBI's taxonomy places the organism in Eukaryota, Fungi, Ascomycota, Eurotiomycetes, Eurotiales, Aspergillaceae. The record is from RefSeq and is a predicted model, not a curated record.